This is a messenger RNA of Linum tenue, 2382 nucleotides long. The record is from the annotation of a GenBank genome assembly. Lineage: Eukaryota; Viridiplantae; Streptophyta; Magnoliopsida; Malpighiales; Linaceae.
CCGAACCCACUCCCGCUCGUGAUACUGAGUACCGACGAUGGUUGACUGAGGUCUGAAGCUUUAGCUGCCAUUCCUUUUCCCUAGCUUUCUCUUCCCCGCUUCCCUCAUCUCUUUUUUUGCCUUUGCUUUAUUCCUCUAGUAGUAAGAUCCAGAAGAAGCAGCUGUGCAUUGAGCUGUCUGUUCGGCGACAAAAUCACUAUGAGCCUGAUAAGUUGAUCUGGGAAGUGGGUUUUCUUUUUGACAAAAUGGAGUCCUGCGAUUGCAUCGACACACAAUGGCCCCACGACGAGCUUCUAGUGAAAUAUCAGUACAUCUCUGAUGUACUGAUUGCAGCUGCGUACUUCUCCAUCCCAGUAGAGCUCAUUUACUUCGUGCAAAAGUCGGCGUUCUUCCCUUACAGAUGGGUUCUCAUGCAAUUUGGGGCUUUCAUCGUUCUGUGUGGAGCGACCCAUUUCAUUAAUCUCUGGACUUUCUACGUCCAUUCCAAAGCAGUAGCCAUUGUGAUGACGAUAGCCAAAAUGUCAUGUGCCAUUGUGUCCUGCGCGACUGCUUUGAUGCUGGUUCACAUCAUUCCAGACUUGUUGGGCGUCAAGACUCGAGAGUUGUUCCUCAAGAACAAGGCGGAACAGCUCGAUCGUGAAAUGGGUUUGAUUCUAACACAGGAAGAGACGGGGAGGCAUGUUAGGAUGUUGACACACGAAAUUAGAAGCACAUUGGAUAGGCAUACGAUAUUAAAGACAACACUUGUUGAGCUGGGAAGAACAUUGGGGCUUGAAGAAUGUGCCUUGUGGAUGCCUGCAAGGUCUGGAUCGACUCUACAGCUUUCUCACACUCUGAACUACAAGAUACAAGUUGGAUCCACUGUACAGAUUAACCAUCCAACAGUUGCUGAGGUGUUCAAUAGUGCUCGUGUAGUGAGGAUACCGCAUAACUGUCCUUUGGCAAGGAUUAGGCCUCUUGUGGGUAAGUACCAGCCACCAGAAGUUGUUGGUGUUCGUGUCCCUUUGCUGCACCUCUCCAAUUUCCAGAUCAAUGAUUGGCCUGAAAUGUCUGCAAAGAGCUAUGCUGUCAUGGUCCUCAUUCUCCCUACAGACAGUGCUAGACAGUGGCGAGACCAUGAGUUGGAACUUGUUGAAGUUGUUGCAGAUCAGGUGGCGGUUGCUCUUUCACAUGCUGCAAUUCUGGAAGAAUCUAUGCGGGCACGUGAUCAGCUCAUGGAGCAAAACGUUGCUCUGAAAUCAGCUCGCCAAGAAGCAGAAAUGGCAAUCCAUGCCCGCAAUGAUUUUCUGGCUGUCAUGAACCACGAAAUGCGGACACCGAUGCAUGCAAUCAUUGCACUGUCUUCACUUCUUCUGGAGACGGAGCUAAAUCCUGAACAAAGAGCAAUGUUAGAGACUAUACUAAAGAGUAGUAACCUAUUGGCAAGACUGACUAACGAUGUCCUAGACCUGUCUAGGCUUGAGGAUGGUAGCCUGGAGUUGGAUAGUGGUUUGUUCAACCUUCAUGACGUUUUCAGAGAGGCUGUUCAUUUGAUAAAGCCUAUUGCUGCUGUGAAAAAACUGUCUAUGACUUUGUUUAUGGCACCAGACUUGCCUGGUUAUGCAAUUGGGGAUGAGAAACGGCUUCUGCAAAUCAUUCUCAACAUUGCUGGGAAUGCUGUCAAGUUUACCAAGGAUGGUCAUGUGGCACUCAUAGCAUCAGUUGCCAAAACAGACUCCUUGAGAGACUGGCGGCCUCCUGAGUUUUACCCUAUCUCAAGUGAUGGCCACUUCUAUCUGCGAGUGCAGGUGACGGAUUCUGGAAGUGGUGUUCCUCCACAGGACCUACCAUCGCUGUUUGUGAAAUUUGCUCAGCCUAGAAGUGGAUCCAGUCGUGCUAACAGUGGCAGUGGACUUGGACUAGCCAUUUGUAAACGGUUUGUGAAUCUGAUGGGAGGCCACAUAUGGCUGGAGAGCGAAGGGCUGAAUAAAGGAUGUGUGGCUACCUUCAUCGUCAAGCUUGGGAAUGCUGAUCAUCACGGAACUUCAAACUUAGCCACAUUGCAGAACGCAGCAUCCAGAAAUCACGCGAGUGCAGGUCACAUUGAGCAGCAUAAGCCAGUUUUCAGAGACAUGGAUGUCUCAGGUCAGCGGUACCAGAGAAGCCUUUGAGAGAUCGAUUGAUGGUAAGCAAAAAAGGUGGCUAUUUAGGAUUUGAGGUUGUUGAUGUACUCACUGAGUCACUGGCAUGUAUGUAAUGUAAUACAUACAUAAUGUAAUGACGGGGACUGGAUUCAAGCACAUAAUGAAUUUUUGUGCCAGUCUUUUUAUUCAAUUUGAGUCCUAGAAUGAGUUCCAAUGUUUUUCAUCCACAUGCAAAGUGUUUUAGUAAACUAGAAGAGAG